Vanessa atalanta (red admiral) is the source of this 4209-nucleotide messenger RNA. Its product is annotated as glutathione hydrolase 1 proenzyme-like. Gene Ontology annotation, molecular function: glutathione gamma-glutamate hydrolase. The transcript has 10 exons. The coding region runs from base 176 to 2113 and encodes 645 amino acids. NCBI's taxonomy places the organism in Eukaryota, Metazoa, Arthropoda, Insecta, Lepidoptera, Nymphalidae. The record is from RefSeq and is a predicted model, not a curated record. Gene Ontology annotation, biological process: glutathione catabolic process. Gene Ontology annotation, cellular component: plasma membrane.
UUACGUUUUUGUCACAGCGAGAUCAUUAAUAACAAAUCUAUUAGAAACGCUUAAUAAACGUCAAAAACGAAAAUAGAAAUGAUUCAAUGGUCUUUCUCCGAAGACCACGUUUUUAGGUUAUGUUGUUAUUGUGCUCAAACGAACUGUCAGGACGUGUUGUGAAAAGGAUAAAAACAUGGAACAAUCAAUACGAAGUGGACUGCACCGGCGACACUUCAUAAGCACUCAUGUCGAAGAUAUACCUAUGGACACUAUUCGAUUAGUGUCACCGAUUAACAGAUUCGCUAUUUUACAAGGAAAUUUUAAUUAUGACGAUGAUUUCCCUGAAAAGCCUUACAAAUUGAAAACGAAAAUCAUAAUAUCAGCACUAAUAACUUUAGUUCUGGUAUCAGCAUUAAGUGGUUACCUCAUUGGUAAAGCGGAAUAUAAUGCAAGGAAAUUGUCGGCGCCGCCGGAUCCAAUAAACCCUCUGCCACCGUCACCGUCAUGGCUCCAUGUGUUCAAGAAGGCAGCGGUUUGCACAGAUGCACCGCACUGCUCGGAAAUUGGCAGACAUAUACUAUCAAUCAAUGGCUCAGCAGUGGAUGCCACUAUCGCGGCGAUGUUCUGCAACGGACUCCUCAACCAGCAGAGCAUGGGUCUUGGAGGAGGAUUCUUUAUGACUGUUUACGUCAAGGAGGAGGAGAAGGCGUACACGGUUAUCGCUAGGGAGAAAGCCCCCGAAGCUGCUACCCAGGAUAUGUUCAACGGAAACUUCGAUAAAUCUUCGAAAGGUCCUUUAGCGGUCGGCGUGCCAGGCGAGCUUCGUGGUAUGUGGGCGGCUCAUAAGCGAUGGGGCAAGCUGCCUUGGGAGAAACUAGUGACACCAACCCUCGAGUUUUGCAAAUACGGGUUCACGAUAUCGAAGGCUCUCUACGAUGGCCUCGAAACUGCACCUUAUAUAAAAAACGACCCACAUUUAAGGAAAAUGUACUUUAAUAGUUCGAAGAACAAAUUCCACAAGCCAGGCACACUUGUUAAGCCUAGCGAGGCUCUCUGCAACACGCUCCGAGUAAUAGCCGAGAAGGGCGGGGACGAGCUGUACAACGGUACUUUGGCCGUCGAAUUCUUAGAAGAUCUGAACAGAGUUGGCAGCAUCAUUACCGCUGAUGAUUUGAAGAAUUACCAGCCAAAGAUCACAGAUCCAAUUUCCGUAUCAUUGAGAAAUGGAGAUGUCCUAUAUACCCCCCCACCGCCCAGCAGCGGAGCUAUUUUGGUCAACAUUCUAAACAUCCUCAGCAGCUACAACUUUACAAACGAAAGUAUAAAUGGGACAGAUAAUAAAAUACUCACUUACCACAGGAUAUUAGAAGCCUUUAAAUACGCUUAUGCGGCUAGGACUAAACUGGGAGAUGAGGAUUUCCUAGAUUUGAAUGACUUCCUGUACAACAUAACAGCACCCGACUAUGGUAAUGGAAUUCGGCUCGAAAUAAACGAUACUAUGACGAGUAACGACACAAAUCACUAUGGAGCCACUGAGUACCAUAAAUCCGAUUCUGGAACUGCCCACAUAUCAGUAUUAGCGGAAAACGGCGAUGCUGUAUCAUUGACCAGCUCAAUAAACUUUUAUUAUGGCGCUGGUUUCUCGACUCUCAACACCGGCAUCAUUAUGAACAACGUCAUGGACGAUUUCUCUUCCCCCGGUAUCACGAACUACUUUGGUUUAAAGCCAUCACCUGCUAACUUCAUCGCGCCUGGCAAGAGACCUCUGUCCUCGAUGAGUCCCAGCAUUAUCGUUGAUAGGAAUGGCAAUGCAAAACUUAUUAUUGGUGCAUCUGGUGGGACGAAGAUCGUGACUGCUAUUGCAUUGGUAACAAUGCGUAAAUUAUGGUUCGACCAGAACAUCAAAGAAGCAGUUGAUGAAGCUCGCAUUCACCAUCAAAUAUUCCCGAUGACUGCUCAAUACGAAUUUGGCAUAAUAGAGGAUAUUGUCAAAGGUUUACAAGCAAAGGGUCAUGGUAUGGAGCGAUAUGGUGGCAGGGGUUCCAUUGUGUGCGCGCUCUUCAGGAACCAGACAGCAAUAUAUGCCAAUGCCGAUUUUAGGAAGGGGGGCGAUGUCGCUGGAAUUGAUUAAGAAAUCAGUGCUUAUAUUGUGCUAUUUUAAAUUAUAAAAAUCAAAAGACUUUUACUUCACUAACAUAAGCGUGAUUUUAAUGCCGUAUUUUUGUUUUUGAAUGCAACAUUUUAAUACACCAUGUUUUUUUUUCUAAAUUGCAACAGUAUAUAGCUGUUACUUAUGUUUUCCACAAAAUCGACCUAAUUUUAGAUUAUUCAAUGUUGAGUCCCCAGUGAUAAAUUAAUUAAAUCUUGAUAAUAAGGUAUUUGCUCACUAAGUAUUAUUGUUGUUUUAAUAUUAUAUUCUUAGAUACCAUAGUGAGAUAUUUUGUCUGAACUAAUACUUCACAAGCACUUUGUACUUUAUUAGAAACAAACGCCCAUAGUACUAUAAUUACGAAAAUAUAUUUUUUUAAGGCUGCAACUAUCAACCAUGCUUCUAGAAUAAUUAAAUAAUUAUUUAUACAAAAUAUGCAUAUUUUAAAUAACCUCCUAUAGAGUAAUUAUAAUUAUCUAAAACAAAAUAUUCAAGCCACAGUCUUUGAAUAUUUUUCAAUUCUCAUUACGUGAAAUUAAAUAACAGAUUAAGAUACAACCAUAGUCGUUUAUUUUAAUAAUAAAUACAUUACAAUAUAUUUUUUGCCGUUCCCCUUGAAGUGUUGCUGUAUCAAAAAACUAAAACAUUAAUGAAUGUAUUAAAAACAAAGAAUGAAAUGAAUGACAAUAAAGUAUAAAAAGGUUCGAAAAUCGUGAAAUUGAAUGGAUUUGUAUUAGUAUUUAAUUUCACCAAGGUUUAACACUUGUUUAUAUUUUCUUAAUUUCAAAGUAAUAGGUAUAUAAAUGUCGAAAAGAUCAUUAUUGUUAUUUAUGUCAUAAGAGCCGAUUGUAACAUUGCUUUAAAUUUGACUUUAAAAUGACACGACUGUCUUAUUGUACAAAAUAUAGAAAUAUUUAUCUACAUAAAGAUAUAUCAAUAAAAUUGAUAUAAAAUAUAUUUAAGAAUGAAUAAUAAGUGCCAGAAGUGACAAUGAGAACCUUUAUCGUGAAAUUGUAUGAAAUUGUAGACAUUACUGGAUUUUCGAAUAUUGAAUACGAAAUGUCAUUAAUGACAAAUUUCCCAUCGAAAAAAAAAACAAAAUAAAAUUUCAUGUGACAUUGGCAGAAUAGUUUACGCUGAAGCACCGCUAUAACAGAAUAAAAAAAAACUCCAAUAGUUCAUAUUAUCAUCUUUAUUAUACCUCAUUUUUUCAAGUAAGAAAACAUUCCUUAAACAGCGUUUAAUUACAUUAAAUUAUAUAGCUCACAAGCAGUAUUAAUUAAUGUUUAGAAUCUAGUUUACUUAAUAAAAUCUUAGCCAGUACGGAAUAUGAUGUGAUUGAUUGUUCCAUUCGUGUCGUCUUACGUAUAAACAUUGUAUAACGGUGACUAAAAAAGUAGGUCUUCUUCUUUCGAAUGUCAAAUCAAUAAAGAUAGAAAGAGAGGAAUCAGUAUUUAACUAAACAGCUUCUAAGCAAUGUUUAGUAUGUAAUUUAUAACUCCACAUACUUUUUACUAUAUCUUACUUUAAUAUUUUUUAAUAAGUAAACAAAAAAAACACUUUCUUCUCAAAUUACAUUGUUAAAAUAUUUGUGUUAAAAAUUGUACAAUUUAAAUGUAUUGUUUUUGAUAAUUUUAAGUAAGUUUCAAUUUUACAGUUGGACUGUGUAAGUAUAUAGUUGAAAUGUGAAAUUGUCUUUAUUUUAUUGAAGACAAUUUCACAUCAUGCUAAGUUAUAAACUGGAAAUAAAAUUAUACAAGUUGAUGUUUGUUCUUUAUUUAGUUUUUUAUUAAUUUGUUGUGUUAUACAUAUUUAUGUUUGUCCUACAGCUCGUAUAUAAAUAUUAUUCCCCUUUAUUAUUUAUCAAACAAUGCUCUAACAAACCGACCUCUCCCUCGUAAGGGCCUAUUGAAUACUUGACAAAAUAGCAAAGUAUCAACUAUAGGCUUCUAGAUUUAAAUUAUUUAUUAGAAUCUACUACACCCGUGACUUCACGGUGACUUGCACAUUCUACCGUAACAAUAACAAAUUAACUGGAAUGAAAAUAUUUCAACUUAUUCAAAAACCUUAAGUGCAAA